Molecule: messenger RNA, 2022 nt
Organism: Saprolegnia diclina VS20
Lineage: Eukaryota; Oomycota; Saprolegniomycetes; Saprolegniales; Saprolegniaceae
Product: cysteinyl-tRNA synthetase
Exons: 4
Coding region: 9-1886 (625 amino acids)
Biological process (GO): cysteinyl-tRNA aminoacylation
Cellular component (GO): cytoplasm
Molecular function (GO): ATP binding; cysteine-tRNA ligase activity
Source: RefSeq, a predicted model, not a curated record
UGGAAACCAUGCGAAUCCUUGCGCGAUUUCGGCGGGCGACGACGGGCCGGCGGCUCCUCUCGACAGCGCCGCGCCCGAUAUCCGCGCUCAACUCGCUCUCGGGCAAGGUCGAGCCGCUUCCAGUAGCGUCCUCGGGCCCGCUCAAGUGGUACGUCUGCGGGCCUACGGUCUACGACAGCGCCCACCUCGGCCAUGCGCGCAGCUACGUGAGCCAGGAUAUUUUGCGGCGUGUCUUGACGGGCUACUUUCGCCAUGAUAUCAACUUAGUCAUGGGCAUGACCGACGUUGACGACAAGAUUAUUGCCACGUCGCUCCGCGAGGGCAAGCCCAUGGAGGCCGUGGCACGCCACCACGAAGCCGCCUUCUUGGCCGACCUCGCGUCGCUCAACGUCUUGCGGGCCUCUGCCAUCACGCGAGUGAGCGAACACAUUCCCGAGAUCCUCGCCUACAUUAAGACGCUCGAGGCCAAUGGCUUUGCCUACACAACGUCGGACGGCGUGUACUUUGACACGGUCGCGCUUGGUGCCAAGUACGGCAAGCUCGCCCCCAACGCUGCGACCGAAAUCAGCGACGUUGCAGCCUCCGACGACUCUGGUAUUGGCAGCGAGAAGCGCAACGUGCGGGACUUUGCUCUCUGGAAGCGGUCCAAGACUGCGGACGAGCCCGGGUGGGACUCGCGCUACGGCCGCGGCCGACCAGGGUGGCACAUUGAGUGCUCGGCCAUGACGCACCAUGUGCUCGGCGGCGCGAUCGACGUGCACUCGGGUGGCAUUGACCUCUGCUUUCCGCACCACAACAACGAAGUCGCGCAGUGCGACGGCUACCACCACACGACCGCCGGACAUACGUGGUGCAAGCACUUUAUUCACUUUGGGCACUUGUACAUCAAGGGUCUCAAAAUGUCCAAGUCGCUCAAGAAUUUCAUCUCGAUCCAAGAUUUUCUGAGUGCGCCGGGGUCGUCCUCGGAUGCCUUUCGGCUCUUCUGCCUCCAGUACAAGUACAACACAAAUGUGCACUUCUCGGAGGACCGGAUGCGCGACGCCAACGUCCUCUUGCAGCGCUUUACGUCCUUCUUCCAGUCUAUCGUUGGCCUCACAAAGGCAUCGACGCUGCAUCGCCGCCUCGAGACGCCCAAUGAUGUGCUCCUCACGGCGCUGGCCGAAGCCAAGGUCGAGGUCGACCGUGCCUUGCGCAAUGACUUUGAUACACCGGCGGUCCUCCUGCAACUGACGCAGCUUAUCUCGCUCGUGCACCGUGAAGUUCAAUCCCGCGACAUUUCGAUCGAGGUUGUGUGCCGCGUUGCCGCCUACGUCCUCGAGACGCUCCACCUCUUUGGCCUAAACAAGUCGCUCGCAGGCUUUUCGUCGAUUGCGCUGGCGGCGCCGGUCGCUACCACCGACGCGGGUGCUGGCCUUGCGCACGCCGAGAGCAUUCUCGACGAGUUUACCGCCUUCCGCGCUCGCGUGCGUCAAGCUGCGUUGACCAACCCCAAGGACCCGCAGAGCCAAACGAUCUUGGCGCUUUGCGACCGACUUCGGAACGAGACGCUGCCGCCCCUCGGUAUCCAAAUCGAUGACGUGGCGCCGGGGACGUCGCACUGGAAGGCGCAAACUAUGAUCGAGGCCGACGCGGCGCCGGUCGACCCGGUCAAGGUCCAGUUGGCCGCCAAGCAAGCCGCGUUCGAGGCCGAGAUGCAGAUCGCACCCGCCGACUUUUUCCGACGCUCGGCUCAAUUUGCGGGCCACUUCGGUGCGUUUGACGACGAGGGCGUGCCAACGCAAGACGAGAACGGUCUCGACUUGACAAAGACAGCGCGCAAGAAGCUGCUGAAGAAACUCGAGAAGCACAUCAAGUCGCACGAUAAGUACUGGGCGACCCAUCAAUAGACUCAUAGAUCCGGGGGCAACCUGAAUACACCUGGUGCCGUCCUACAUGUAUAAGCAACUUGGACGUAAAGUUGACCACGGUACCGUCAUGCCGGCACACGUCGCGCCGACGAGUGUGAUGUCAGUUGCCUUUGUC